Messenger RNA from Syngnathus acus (greater pipefish), 4971 nucleotides. RefSeq names its product collagen, type XV, alpha 1b (gene col15a1b). The coding region runs from base 166 to 4374 and encodes 1402 amino acids. Gene Ontology annotation, cellular component: basement membrane. Lineage: Eukaryota; Metazoa; Chordata; Actinopteri; Syngnathiformes; Syngnathidae. The record is from RefSeq and is a predicted model, not a curated record. The transcript has 45 exons.
CGAGGUUAAAGAGCAUGAGAGGGGAUGGAGAAAAGACAGUAAGAAGGUAGAAAGACUUUUUUGGAUUGGACCACUUUUUCUUGACUCUGCAUAAUGUGUCACACUGUGUGUAGCUAGUUGGUGUCUUGAGAGGAUCCAUCUUUUUACACACACUGGGAGAGGAGAAUGGGAACUCUUUGCAUCUCCCUUGCUCUUUGCCUACUCUUAUCCACACCUUUGCAAGCUCAAUGGUGGAGUUUCAUCUGGUCCAGCCCAAAGAGUAGCCCUAGUCCCUCUCCUCCAUCCGUAACUUCUCCGAGGUCUUCAGACAUGCCAGGGACAACAGCGUGGGUGGGACGUGAGGACGAGACAACGGGGACCGCUUUCAGUAGUGUGAUCCAGGCUGAGAUGUCUAGUCUUAGCCCUGCAGGGUCUUCCCAGGGGACUCUACCUCCAGAUGUGACUACAGUUGUGAUGAUCAGUAAUGCCAGAUCCCAUUUCAAACCACUGAAACAUUGGAAGAGUGAGCAAAGCUCCGGAAAUCAUCUGGAUUUGACAGAGUUAAUUGGCGUGCCCCUUCCACCUUCUGUCUCCUUCACUGCUGGCUUUGAGGGCUUUCCAGCGUACAACUUUGGGCCCGAAGCCAACAUAGGAAGGCUCACCAAGACCUUUGUGCCAGGCCCAUUCUACAUCGACUUUGCCAUCAUUGCCACGAUCCGUCCAGCCAGCCAAAGAGGAGGCAUGCUCUUUGCCUUUACAGAUGCCCGUCAAAAAGUGGUUGAGUUGGGCUUAGCCCUCACGCCAGUUCACAAAGGUCUUCAAAAUAUCUUAUUAUACUACACUGACAGUGAACAGCCAUCCCAUAGCCAAAAAGCUGCUGCCUUCAGUGUGCCAGACAUGACGGACCAGUGGACACGCUUUACUGUUGUGGUGGAGCACAAUGAGGUGCGUCUCUAUAUGGACUGUGGUGAAGCAGAGAGGACGACCUUCCAUCGAAGGCCGGAAAGACUCAAUUUCUCACACAACUCUGGCAUUUUUGUUGCAAAUGCGGGGAGCACAGGGCUUGAGAUGUUUGUGGGAGCCAUUCAGCAGCUGGUUAUCAAAGACGAUCCAAGGGCGGCCGAGGAACAGUGUGAGGAUGACGAUCCUGAUGCUUCUGGGUAUGCCAGUGGUGACAAUGGUCUGGAUGACAGAGAGACAGAAGAAAUGAUCAAGAAAAGAGAGGGACGGAAACAUGGAGCAGCACAGGGAAACACUGCUCCGCUUCAAGCCCCACCCACACAAGCUCCAACACUGGACAGUGACAAUAAUUCAAGUUACCAGACCUCAAUGGAGGACAGUGAACAAGUCUUCCUCAGAGGGCCUCAUCAGACAGACGAGCCAGGAGAGGCAUCUGAAGAUGUUCUUGUCAAGCACGCUUUAAAAGGUGAACCAGGGGAGCCUGGACUACCAGGCUUACCUGGCUCACCUGGACCCACUGAGCCAGGGUCAAGAGGUCCAACAGGACCACCAGGAAUUCCUGGAAAGCCUGGAAGAGAUGGACACCAGGGAAUGAAGGGGGACAAUGGAGAUCCAGGUCAGAGAGGACCUCAAGGAUUUCCAGGUUUGAAUGGAGAUGCUGGAGUCAAAGGAGAUAAGGGAGACCCUGGGGUUGGCUCACCAGGCCCACCGGGUCUACCCGGGCCUCCUGGACCUCCUAGAUCACACAGUGUACCUUAUGGAGAAGAUGCGCUGGGUUCUGGGUUUGAAGACCUGGAAAGUGAUUCUGAGCUCAUUAGGGGUCCUCCUGGCCCACCUGGGCCUCCAGGACCACCUGGUCCUCCUGCGGCCGAGUCUUCAUCAAUGAACAUUGCUGGAGACCUCUCUCACACAUAUCCUGGGCCACAUGGUGCUCCUGGUAAAAAUGGACUUGAAGGCCAGCCAGGAAUACCAAUGUUUAUGGAUUGGUUUAAUGGUUCUGGGUCUGGUGGUUCAGGUUUGAGCGCAGAGUUGUCCUCUGACCUUGGCUCUGGUUUCAGUUCUGAUUCUGAGUCCGGUUUUGCUUCUGGGUCUGGGCUUGACAUCAGCUCUGCUUGGGUUUUGGGCGAGGGUCUAGCAGGAAAAGAUGGUGCUCCAGGUCUCCCUGGACCUGUGGGAGAGAAGGGUGACAGAGGUUUACCCGGAUCACCUGGAUCAAAGGGUGAAUGUGGAUCUUCAGGCAAUGCGGGGUUAGUGGGACCUCAAGGGCCCAGCGGUCCACCAGGGAAAAGAGGCCCACCGGGUCCACCAGGGCCUCCUGGUCCCCCCAGUCCUGCAGAAACCAAAUUCAUUGUUGAGGAUAUGGAGGGAUCUGGCAAGAGUGACAUGGUGCUUGGAGCAAGAGUCCCAGGCCCACAAGGUUCACCUGGUCUUCCUGGUUUGCAAGGCCCCAAGGGUGAGAAUGGAGCUCCAGGUCCACCAGGGCCUUCCAUCAAGGGUGAAAGAGGGGACCUGGGAGCAGAAGGUUUGCAGGGUCCUGCUGGACUACCAGGUCCAAGGGGGGUUAAAGGUGAAAAGGGUAGGCCAGGGCAAAAGGGUGAUCGCGGUGUGGAUGGGCUUGACAUCACAGGACCACCUGGGCCUCCUGGACCUCCUGGACCCGUCAUUAGUUUGACAGAUUUACUCCUCAAUGUCUCAGAGAAUAUAUUCAACUUCACAGAGCUCAGAGGACCACCAGGGCCAAUGGGACCCGAGGGCUUGCCUGGCAAAGCUGGAUUUCCUGGCCCCAGAGGACCAAAGGGAGACAAGGGUCCUCCAGGCAUCCAAGGGCCAGCAGGGCUCAAGGGAGCAAAGGGAGAGCCAGGUGUGACCAUCGCUGCAGAUGGAUCGCUUUUAUCUGUACCAAAAGGACCCCAUGGACCCAAAGGCAUCAAGGGUGCCCGUGGAUUGCCUGGACCUGCAGGACCCAUUGGCCUACAUGGACCUCCUGGACAAAAGGGAGAAUAUGGGUUCCCUGGUCGCUCUGGAAGACCUGGUAUGCCUGGUAGAAAAGGGGAAAAAGGAGGUUCUGUUGGCACGCCAGGACCCCCGGGUCCACCUGGUACGCCUGGACUUCCAGGAAGAAUUCUUGGAUUGAACGGAACAGUGUUCCCAGUACGCCCCAGACCGCAUUGCAAAAAGGGACCAGAUUCAAAUAAUGGGCUAAAUAUUGUGAAAGCUAAAGGAGAAAAAGGAGAGGUCGGAAUGCCCGGAGAGCCAGGGACACUUGCCCCUGAGUUUCCCGAUGGAAUUGUGGGUGCUAAAGGUGAUCUGGGAUCAAAAGGUCAGAAAGGAGAAAAGGGUGACUCAGGCGCUCCCGGUCCCCCAGGACUACCAGGGCGGUCAGGACUUGUGGGUCCUAAAGGCGAGUCAGUGAUUGGCCCUCCAGGUUCUCCUGGGUCUCCAGGCCAACGCGGAGCCCCUGGAUUUGGACGCCCAGGUCCCAGAGGGCCAGCCGGCCCUCCUGGACCACCAGGACCACAACCUGCAUUUGGAGCAGGUGUUAGUGACCCAGGCCCUCCCGGUCCUCCUGGACCUCCAGGAAUUUCCACCCUGGUAACCACCUAUGAGACGGUUUAUGCUCUGACGAGAGAAACCCACCGUGCUCCAGAGGGAACCUUGGCAUAUGUGUCUGAGAGCGGAGGAGAGCUUUACAUCAGAUCACAGAGUGGAUGGCGCAAAGUUCAGCUUGGAAACUUGAUCCAAUCCGAAACAUCAUCCUCAUCAGCUCCUCAAGCCCACAACAAACCUGGCGAAUGGAGCCGACCACACAGGAGCCACAGCCAAGAGCUGCAUGAGGGCGGGAGAGGAUAUCAGCCCAGUUUUAACAAUCUGCAACAGACUUUCACUGCUGUAGCUGGGCUCCAUCUAGUGGCUCUAAACGCUCCAUUGAAAGGAGAUAUGCGAGGGAUCCGUGGGGCCGACUUCCAGUGCUACCAACAGGCACGGGCAAUGGGACUGACAAGCACAUACAGGGCCUUCCUGUCCUCACACCUCCAAGACCUGGCCACCAUUGUGAGGAAGGCAGACCGUGCCAACAUGCCUGUGGUUAAUCUCAGGGGUGAGAUGCUGUUCAAAAGCUGGAUGUCCAUUUUCUCUGGAAAUGGUGGCAUAUUUGACCCCUCCGUCCCCAUUUACUCCUUUGAUGGACGUAAUGUGCUGAUUGACUCAGCAUGGCCAGAAAAAUUGAUUUGGCACGGGUCCAGCGCUGUGGGAAUCCGUGCAACCAUGAACUACUGCGAAGCGUGGAGGACCGCCGAUAUGGCGGUGACGGGUCAGGCCGCACUGCUUCAGACCGGACGACUCUUAGGUCAACACACCCGCUCGUGCUCCAACCACUACAUCGUGCUGUGUAUAGAAAACACGUACGUGGGGAAUAUACAUCAACGGAGGACCUGAAGAGAGACACAGAAGCACCACCUUAUGAUUAGGAUCAGGUUAACUUGCAGAAGCUGGAUUGUUACAAAUACAUUUGCAUUCACUAGCUUAUUUUUUUUAUUGGCUUUCAAAUAGACAUUGAGGAAAAACAAACAAAACAAAAAAUGCACACAGAUGCUUAUAACCAUUUUUAAUCACAAUUUGUUCCAUCUUAUUUCAAAACAUUCAGUGAUAAACAGUUCAACCUCAGCAUGUCUACUUUUUGUUUUAACAUUUGAGUUACAAUUCAUUUGUAUUAAUUUAUACUGUUGCAACAUAUACUUUGGAACUCUUGUGAGUUCACUUUUAACUUUGAAUGUAUAUAGCCGUGCGUUUAUGUUCUUGUUAAAACUGUAUUUUUUACUUAGUCAUUUUUGUUUGGGCACUAAAUGAUGGAUUGUUUUCCCGCCGCAAGCAUUGAUAGUGGUGCUCACGCUAACAGGCAAAGAAAGUUUGCUUAAAUUUUUUUUUUUCUAUCAUGUCUGAUUUUGUUGUUGAAACAAAUCAUCUGAGGUAGAGAACAUUUGUACUGACUGACUGAUCGUCACUGAAUAAAGAUCUACAUAUUGUUUUUAUUAA